GCCCAGAGGUGGGUCCCGAGGAGGCAGCUGCCCCCUGAGCCUGCCUGUGCCCUGCUGCCAGGAUCCUCCAUGUUCAGAGCUCCCUGCAUGAGCCAGCGGCGGCUCGCGCUCGUCUUCUGCGUCUCCGUCCUCAUCGUGCUGCUCGUCGCCCUCAUCCUGCUGUUCAUGUUCUGGAGGUCGCAGACGGGCAUCGUGUACAAGGAGCCAGCCGAGAGCUGCAAGGACAGCGCCGUGCGCUGCGACGGCGUCGUCGACUGCUCCCAGAGGAGCGACGAGCUGGGCUGCGUGCGCUUCUCAUCCGAGGAGUCCUUGCUCCACGUCUACUCCAGCACCGAGAGCCAGUGGCUGCCGGUGUGCAGCAGCGACUGGGACGAGUCCUUCUCCAGGAAAACCUGCCGGCAGCUGGGAUUCCAGAAUGCGUCCCAGACCGAGUACAUCCCCCUGCACGUCUCUGGCAAGAGCCUCACGGUGACUGGUGAGCGAGAGACCAUCCAGCAGAGCCUCAACAGGUACCAGGGUCACCUCUGCCCCCGUGCCUGGUGCCACAGGAACGGGGCUGAGGCUCUGGCUCCUCUCUCCCGCAGCUCCCAGUGUCUCACGGGAAAGUACGUCUCCCUGCGAUGCACAACCUGCGGGCAGAGGAUUUCCGGCCGGAUCAUCGGUGGGAAGGAGACCUCUGUGAACAAAUGGCCCUGGCAGGUCAGCGUGCAGUACGGGCCCAUCCACAUCUGCGGCGGCACCAUCAUCGACGCUCAGUGGGUGCUCACCGCUGCCCACUGCUUCUUCAUGAACAGCAUGAAGAUCCUGGACGACUGGAAGGUCUACGGAGGGGUGUCAGACCUGAAGCAGCCCAUGGAGGGCAUCCCCGUGACCCAGGUCAUCAUCAACUCCAACUACAGCGACGACCACGACGACUACGACAUCGCCCUGAUGAGGCUCUCCAGGCCGCUGACGCUCUCAGCCCAGGUGCGCCCCGCCUGCCUGCCCAUGUACGGCCAGCGCUUCCAGACCGGCCGGUCCUGCUUCAUCACCGGCUUCGGGAAGACCAGGGAGAAUGAAGAUAACACGUCCCCGAAGCUGCGGGAGGCCGAGGUAAAGCUGAUCGACUACAAGAUCUGCAACAGCGACAAGGUGUACGAGGGCUACCUGACCCCCCGCAUGAUGUGCGCCGGCUACCUGCAGGGAGGGAAGGACGCCUGCCAGGGUGACAGCGGAGGGCCCCUGGUGUGCGAGGACGAUGGCCGCUGGUACGUGGCCGGGGUGACGAGCUGGGGGACAGGAUGUGGCCAGAAGAACAAGCCCGGAGUGUACACACGUGUGACAAAGCUCCUCAGCUGGAUAUACAGCAAAAUGGAGGUGAGGUGGCAGGGCUGUGCCUGGGCAGGGCGGCCCUGCAGAGGGCUGUACCCCAGCCCAGCCCCUGGCACCUCACCCCGCUCCUCUCUCUGUCCCUGGCAGAGCGAGAACGACUAA
Messenger RNA from Lonchura striata (white-rumped munia), 1473 nucleotides. The record is from RefSeq and is a predicted model, not a curated record. NCBI's taxonomy places the organism in Eukaryota, Metazoa, Chordata, Aves, Passeriformes, Estrildidae.